This is a messenger RNA of Scomber scombrus (Atlantic mackerel), 3346 nucleotides long. RefSeq names its product ribosomal protein S6 kinase, polypeptide 3b (gene rps6ka3b). Gene Ontology annotation, molecular function: magnesium ion binding; ATP binding; ribosomal protein S6 kinase activity. The record is from RefSeq and is a predicted model, not a curated record. Gene Ontology annotation, biological process: intracellular signal transduction; protein phosphorylation. NCBI's taxonomy places the organism in Eukaryota, Metazoa, Chordata, Actinopteri, Scombriformes, Scombridae.
CCUGGUGUGACGUAGCCGUGACGCAGCUGGUCUGACGGACAGGUAAGCCGACACCGGCCGCCAUAUUGGGCAAUAACGGAAGUGAGUGAGUGAGAGAGAGACAGAGAGAGAGAGAAACAGAGAGAUUGAGAGAUAAGUGUGUAUGUGUGUUCAAGUGAAUCCGUUUCCGAAAAAGGGCGUCCUCCACCUCCUCCUACUCUUCCUCCUCUUCCUCCUCCUCCUCGCCUGCUUCUUUCUCAUGUUUGUCUCUCCGGAGGAAGGGGCGGACUCAGCGCCACAGUAGAUCCGGAAUUAGAGCUUGUCCGCUCGGAUCGGCUCGGCUCGGUCGGUCGGUCGGUCGGUGGAGGAUCCGCGGGAGGUUCGGAGAGAGGAAACGGAACCAGCUUCCACAUAUUGUUACAUUGAAUUAGACUUAAAAAGAAAAAAAGAAAAAGGAAGGUUUGAGAAGAAAGGAGAUAGGUGGAGAUUAAAAGUGUCGACGACGAGCUGCAGCAGAAAAGAGGAAUAAUAAAAAAAAAAAAAAAGGGAGGAAAAGUAGAAGGAGGAAGAAAGAUGCCGCUGGCUCAGUUGGCAGAUCCCUGGCAGAAGAUGCCGAUGGGGGGGACGGCUGGAGAGGACGUUCAUCACGACCCCGAGGACUUGUUGAGUGAGGAAGACUCGAUGCCGGUCUGCACUGACGAUGUGCCGAUCAAAGAAAUCAGCAUCACUCAUCACGUGAAGGAAGGAUCAGAGAAGGCCGACCCUCGACAGUUCGAGCUCCGCAAAGUCCUCGGACGAUCCUUCGGCAAGGUGUUUCUGGUGAAGAAGAUGACGGGGCCGGACGCUGGUCAGCUUUACGCCAUGAAGGUCCUGAGGAAAGCAACACUGAAAGUGCGUGACCGGGUCAGGACAAAGUUGGAGAGAGACAUCCUGGUGGAAGUCAAUCAUCCCUUCAUCGUCAAGCUACACUACGCGUUUCAGACAGAGGGGAAGCUCUACCUGAUCCUGGACUUCCUCAGAGGAGGAGAUCUCUUCACUCGUCUUUCUAAAGAGGUGAUGUUCACAGAGGAGGAUGUGAAGUUUUACUUGGCGGAGCUCGCUCUGGCUCUCGAUCACCUUCACGACCUCGGCAUCAUUUACAGAGACCUCAAACCUGAGAACAUUCUGCUUGAUGAGGAGGGACACAUCAAGCUGACUGACUUCGGCCUCAGUAAGGAGUCGAUAGACCACGAGAACAAGGCGUACUCCUUCUGUGGGACGGUGGAGUACAUGGCUCCUGAGGUGGUGAACAGGCGAGGACACACGCACAGCGCCGACUGGUGGUCGUACGGCGUUCUGAUGUUCGAGAUGCUGACGGGAACGCUGCCGUUUCAAGGCAAAGACCGGAAAGAGACGAUGACCAUGAUCCUCAAGGCGAAGUUGGGAAUGCCGCAGUUGAGUUCAGAAGCUCAAAGUCUCCUCAGGAACCUUUUCAAACGCAACCCGGCCAACAGAUUAGGAGCCGGACCAGACGGAGUGGAGGAGAUUAAGAGGCAUCACUUCUUCAGCACCAUCGACUGGAACAAACUGUUCCGCAGAGAGCUGCAUCCUCCUUUCAAACCGGCCACCGGACAUUCUGACGACACUUUCUAUUUCGAUCCAGAGUUCACAGCUAAAACACCCAGAGACUCUCCGGGGGUCCCACCCAGUGCCAACGCCCAUCAGCUGUUCAGAGGAUUCAGUUUUGUGGCGAUAACAGAGGAGGAAAGUCAACCGUUACCCAUUGCUGCUGUACAGCAGCGCCACAGAAGCACGGCUCAGUUCUCAGACGCCUAUGACAUCAAAGAGGACAUCGGCGUCGGCUCGUACUCCAUCUGUAGGCGAUGUACGCACAAAGGAACCGGCAUGGAGUACGCAGUGAAGAUCAUCAACAAGGCGAAGAGAGACCCGACGGAGGAGGUGGAGAUCCUGCUGAGAUACGGGCAGCACCCCAACAUCAUCACUCUGAAAGACGUGUAUGACGACGGCCGGUCGGUGUACCUGGUGACGGAGCUGAUGAAGGGCGGCGAGCUGCUCGACAAAAUCCUCCGACAGAAGUUCUUCUCCGAGAGAGAAGCCAGCGCCGUUCUCUACACCAUCACCAGGACUGUAGAGUACCUGCACGUCCAGGGAGUGGUGCACAGAGACUUGAAGCCAAGCAACAUCCUCUACGUGGACGAGAGCGGGAACGCCGAGUCCAUCCGGAUCUGCGACUUCGGCUUCGCCAAACAGCUGCGGGCGGAGAACGGCCUGUUGAUGACGCCGUGUUACACCGCCAACUUCGUCGCCCCCGAGGUGUUGAAGAAGCAGGGUUACGAUGCAGCUUGUGACAUCUGGAGUCUCGGAGUUCUUCUCUACACCAUGUUAACAGGCUUCACUCCGUUUGCUAACGGUCCAGAGGACACACCGGAGGAGAUUCUGGCUCGUAUCGGCAGCGGGAAAUUCUCUCUUACUGGAGGAUACUGGAACUCAGUGUCUCUCGAGGCGAAGGAUCUGGUGUCUAAGAUGCUGCACGUCGACCCCCACCAGCGUCUGACGGCCCGUCAGGUGCUCCGACACCCCUGGGUGACUCACAGAGACCAGCUGCCCAAAUACACCCUCAACAGACACGACGCCCCGCACCUCGUCAAGGGUGCGAUGGCCGCCACCUACUCCGCCCUCAACAGGAACGUCCCUCCCGUCCUGGAGCCGGUGGGCUGCUCCACUCUGGCCCAGCGGAGGGGGGUGAAGAAGAUCACCUCCACCGCUCUGUGACCUCACAACCUUUAAACCCCCCCCCCCCCCCCCCCCCUAAAAAAAACCCCCUCCUACUCCCACUUCCCUUCACCUUCACCUCACUUCCUGUCAACUCUGACCUCGAUCUGACCUCCGCCGGACUCCCCUCUUUCCUCUCCCGGCCGGUCUGGUGAGACAGACUACUGAUGGACCUAGGAACCGCUAACGCCAAAUAGGAGCACAGACACCACCUGCCCCCCCCCCUCCCCCCACCUGUCCUGCACCUUUAACGGACUCUACUGAUUGGCUCUCUCCUGCUGUCACCGUAGAGUCUGCAGGUUUUCCUCUGUGGGCGUUUUUUUAAUUUUUGUUUUGUUGCUUUGGACAAUCAGCGCUGACCCCUCUCAGAUCCAGAGACUGAUUAGCGCGUGUCAGGAAAUUAUAAAAAAAAAAAGAAGAAAGUACUGUAUUUAUUUACUACAAAAAAACGCGGUGGAAAUCUGAGAUCAUAGGAAAAUGGUAACAUACCUAACAUAUGCAUUUAAAUAGCUAGGAUCAUUGUUAUAUUAUACUGUCGUGAUGGUUCUGCAUAGCUGUAGAUCCUUGCAUUUAAAAAAAAAAAAAAAAAAGAAAA